CACAUGCGAAAACAUACCGGUGAAAAACCAUUCACUUGCAGCCAUUGCUCGGCUUGUUUCGCUGGAAAAGGUGAUUUAAAACAACACAUGCGAACACAUACUGGUGAAAAACCAUUCACUUGCAGCCAUUGCUCGGCUUGUUUCGCUGGAAAAGGAAAUUUAAAACGCCACAUGCGAAAACAUACUGGUGAAAAACCAUUCACUUGCAGCCAUUGCUCGGCUUGUUUCGCUAGAAAAGGAAAUUUAAAACGCCACAUGCGAAAACAUACCGGUGAAGAACCAUUCACUUGUAGCCAUUGCUCGGCUUGUUUCGCUGGAAAAGGUGAUUUAAAACAACACAUGCGAACACAUACUGGUGAGAAACCAUUCAGAUGCAGCCAUUGCUCGGCUUGUUUCGCCCAGAAAGGACAUUUAAAUAAGCACUUGCGAACACAUACCGAUGAGAAACCACUCAGAUGCAGCCAGUGCGCGGCCUGUUUUGCCGAUAAAGGUAAUUUAAAGCGGCACAUGCGAUCACAUACCGGUGAGUAACUUUUUAUUUGGAACCAUUGCUCGGCCCGUUUUAGUAAAAAAUGUUCUUUAAAAGCACACAUGCGAACGCACACCGGUGAAAAACCAUUUAAUUGCUGUCAGUGCUUGGACUGUUUUGCUCAAAAAUUAAGCUUAAUACGA
Messenger RNA from Bemisia tabaci, 672 nucleotides. The record is from RefSeq and is a predicted model, not a curated record. Lineage: Eukaryota; Metazoa; Arthropoda; Insecta; Hemiptera; Aleyrodidae.